CGCUCCUUACACCACACCUUCCAUGUUGGGUGCCUGAGAUAUUCACUCUGGCAAGCGCCGCAUACAAUGGAGCGCGGGGAAUACCAUCCGUACGACGGCCCGCCGCGUCCCCGGCCUAAGAGUACGUCCAUUCACCCUGGUUAUUUGUCGAUAGCAAAUAGCAAACAUGAUCUACCGCCGCGAAGUCCAUCGCCGUGCAUUCUCAGAUGAUACGCAGAGUUGGUGGUGCGAAUACUGGGAGAGACCAAGGUGUCCGUACUACAUUUGCGCCAUUCAUGGCAAACUGAGUGCGGACUCUCCAGUCGCACUCCAUCUCUCGCGCCGCCAUGGGCCAUGAUCACUGGCACAACAGCCCAGCAGUCACCGCAAAGUAUCGGGCUUAUGCUAACCUGGGCUUCCACACAGGGGCGGUAACCGACUAUGGCUCGACAACGGUGCAAUGGAUGCGCAACCGGCGCCCGCGCUACAAGAAUGCACCGGUUCCAGAGAUGGAGCGGCCGAGCGCCAGCUAUAUCGUCGACAUGGAACCGCCCGCAGCCCGAGUCGCCAGCGCCGCCGAAUCCAUCCCCGCCAAAGCGCUCCAUUCUUCCCUCAACAAGGUCAAACAUCCUAUAAAUGUGGUCAAGUGGACACCCGAGGGCCGGCGCCUGCUCACCGGCUCGACAAGCGGCGAGUUCACCUUGUGGAACGGCAUGGGCUUCAACUUCGAAACCAUCAUGCAGGCUCACGAGUCUGCGAUCCGCUCCGUCGCAUACACCCACACCGACGACUGGCUCCUAUCGGCAGAUCAGACCGGUAUUGUCAAGUACUGGCAAACAAACUUCAACAACGUCAAAGAGAUCCAGGCCCAUACCGAAGCAAUACGAGGGCUUGCGAUUGCUCCGACCGACGCGAAGUUCGUAACAUGCGCCGACGAUACCACGCUGAAGAUAUGGGACUUCGCUAGCAGCGCGGAGGAGUCAACUUUGACGGGACAUGGAUGGGAAGUGAAGACGGUCGACUGGCAUCCUACGAAAGGCCUUCUGGUAUCGGGGUCGAAGGAUCACCAGGUUAAGCUGUGGGAUCCGCGAACGGGUCGCUGUCUCACGACACUUCAUGGACAUAAGAACCCAAUAUCAAAGACUAUGUUCGAACCUGUCCUGGGAAAUCUUAUGGCAACCUGCGCCCGUGACCACACAGCUCGGAUAUUUGACCUGCGGAUGAUGCGCGAUGUCCUGCUGCUUCGAGGACACGAGAAGGACGUCAUCACCAUGGCAUGGCAUCCUAUACACAAGAAUCUGCUCUCGACGGGUGGUGUUGAUGGCAGCAUCAUGCACUACCUGCUGGACGAACAGAAUCCACCUCCGGGAGUGGCACCAUCAAUACCUCCCUACGAUGCGGCCGACCCACAAAAUGCGCCUGCACAAACUAUCUAUCCCGCACAUAGCAUUCAAUAUGCUCAUGACUUCACGGUCUGGACGCUUGACUGGCAUCCCCUCGGACAUAUCCUGGCCUCAGGUUCCAACGACCGUGUAACGCGCUUCUGGACGCGCCCAAGGCCCGGAGACAACGCAUGCUUCAAUGACCGGUAUCACAUUGGCCAGGCCGCAGCAGAAGCACAGGGUACAUACGACCGCGGCCGUAACAGGCAGCAGAUGCGCGAAGAGGAAGAGCUUGAAGCGGAAGAUGAAGCCGAAGGGCUUCAAGAUCAGAAGUUGCCGUCGAAGAACCCAGGAGUACCUCUACUACCCCCUGGUCUCACUCUUCCAGGCCUCAACGCAGCAGCCGAUGGUACAAGUAGUGCACUACCUGGGAUCGGUGGCGUGCCGCCGCCCCCAGCAAACCUGCCCCAUGGCAUGCCCUUUCCCCCUCCCAAUCCGAACGCUCUACCUCCUCCAGGCGCAGGCUUUCCGCCGCCGCCGUUGCCAGCCAUGGACCCCCAGCGACUCGCUCAACUCAUCGCUUCCGGCGCUCUACCUCCUCCGCCUUUACCCCAAGGUGCGCCGCCUGGUGCGCCGCCUGGUGCCCCACCACCGUUUCCGCCUCACCUGAACUUCCCCUUCCCUGGAGGUAUGCCGCCACCCGGUAUGCCUCCGCCGCCCGGUUCAUUCCCUCCGGGAUUCCCUGGUUUCCCACCGCCACUUCCAGCCGGUAUGAGCGUUGCUGGCAGCCCAUCGCCUCCGCAGAAUGGUGGACCUGUAGGCGGACCUGUUGGCGGCGUUGGAAUGGAUGGAGGGGCUGGUGGGAGUGUUAGGAGGCGAGCGCCUCUGCCUAGUCAGCAGGAGAGUUUGAAGGCAGAGAUGAGGAAGGGACAUUAUCGGAAGCCUAGAUGAGCCUAGGGCCUGAGUUAGUUGAUGAGCAUGACGCCUGAAUGCGUUCGGAGGGAACAGGCCAAGGAAAGGAUCAUUUUGUAUCAUCAGUGUAGUGUUAGGGGCAUGGGCUAGGCGCAGUGGCGUUUUGUCGCAUGUGCUAGAGCGAUAGCAUAGUGGAGGCGAUGGAAUGCAAUACCCGAUGUUCUCCUU
Molecule: messenger RNA, 2501 nt
Organism: Trematosphaeria pertusa
Lineage: Eukaryota; Fungi; Ascomycota; Dothideomycetes; Pleosporales; Trematosphaeriaceae
Product: WD40 repeat-like protein
Exons: 2
Coding region: 327-2312 (661 amino acids)
Cellular component (GO): mRNA cleavage and polyadenylation specificity factor complex
Molecular function (GO): protein binding
Source: RefSeq, a predicted model, not a curated record